AUGCUUGUAAUGCGAGCUGAUUGCCGUUUAUACUACUAUGAACCAAUUUGGACGUACACUUUCUCAAAUACAACUGCGUGUGGAGUGAUUGGAUGGUACUACGAUUUCCUGAAAAGCAUGACCACAAUCAUCAUCAUUGUCAUACUCGAUCUGUUCACUUUCACGAAAUGUCGAAUUCAUGGAGCACACUUAAUCGCCCAGUUAAGCGAUGAAAAAUCUCGUGCCAGGAAAAGGGAUGAAAUUAAUUUUGUCACACAGGCCAGUCUACAAGGGUUCAUUUUCAUCCUCGAGCUGGUCACCUAUUUCGUCGUUUCUUCACUCGUUGACGCAAGAGCCGCGAAAUUCGCCUUCACCACGCUUGCCUGGAUUCUUGUGCACGCGUUGGACGGUGUGAUCGCGAUCUAUUUCAACAAAGAAUUCUCACGUUUGAUCAGAAGACGUCAUAUUUCCGCUUCCACGCAAAAUCAACUCACCGCCAGCCAAUCUGGACAAAGAUCGGAACAAUCGACAAAAGCGAAUACCAACAAGAAAAAUGUGUACAGCACGAGU
Mesorhabditis belari is the source of this 549-nucleotide messenger RNA. Lineage: Eukaryota; Metazoa; Nematoda; Chromadorea; Rhabditida; Rhabditidae. The record is from the annotation of a GenBank genome assembly.